Molecule: messenger RNA, 2568 nt
Organism: Physcomitrium patens
Lineage: Eukaryota; Viridiplantae; Streptophyta; Bryopsida; Funariales; Funariaceae
Source: RefSeq, a predicted model, not a curated record
UACGAGCUCCUUCGCCUUUGCGCAAUUUUUUCUAUUCUCGUGGGGAUAGGAUCGUGGCUGGACCGAGGACCCAGGACCCAGUUACUGUUGAGAGACGUCUGACUGACUGACUGAAUGAGCUCGACAAACCGCUCUCUCCCCUUUCAAAACCGCGUCUCAAGCAUGGGAAUUCCUUCUUGGCCCGCCUCCCUGUGCCUCCUGCAUCCGAUUCGAAGCUGGAGCCGUGUUGUGUUCUUCUCUGCUGAGUCUCGUGAGCGGAACCGACUUAUUUCGAGAGCUUGCAGAGAUUUUGUUCCUGGAUUUUUGAUCCCGGGUGUUUGUGCGAGGUGGUUUGCUGGCUGCAGUUGGCUGGAAUUUUGUCUUCCGGUUUUGAUAGGUUUGGAGGAUCAUGGGAUGCAUCUUUUCUUCCGAUGCUGAUGACGGAGGUCCCUUAGAAGCUCCCGUUCAGUCCAGUGAAGUAUUUGCUUUUGUGCCCGGCUUGAGGGAACCUAAGCAGAGUGAGAUCGCAGUGAACCUGAAGGGAAAAGUGUCUCCGGCGUUGGCUACGAAACUGAUAUCACUUCGGUCACAAAUAAUAUCCCUCUCCGGCAGAAAUGGGUCUCUGGCAAAAACAAAGCUGCGAGCCAAAUCGAUUGAUGAUGACACCAGUCACCUAAAUUUGGAGAAGGCUUUGAAUGAAUAUUUACCUGUAUUGUUGGGUCUCGUCGUAGGAGGUGAGAAAUUGAGUUCGGCUGUUAAAUUUCCCUGGACCAACGUGGUUGACGCGAAAAAGGAUACUGCAAUUGCAAGUGGGUAUUAUGAGUUGCUGUCCGUGCUACAUCUUUUAGGGAUGCUGGCUCUACAAGAAGCCAAUGCAUACUUAACAUCAAAACCGCCAGCAGAUGGGUACUAUUUCAAAGUUGAUGAAGGCAUGUGCUUUGCUUUGCAUCCAGUCUUUGCUUUUGGGCGGUACUUAUCUGCGAGUCUUUCUUCGCACAAUGUAUCCGAUGAGAGCAAAAGAAGAGCCAUCGAUUUAUUGUUGAAGGCUGCAUCAUACUUCGAGUGUGCCAUAAGAGCUGUGCUGCCCAAUACUCCAGAUGAGAUUAAGGCGAAGUUGCCAGCCGACGUAACCGAGGCAAUGUUUAGGUCUUUGGAGCUGCAAGCUUUAGGCCAGGCCGUGGAGCUGCAAUUGGGAUUUGCGGUUGCCAGUGUGAAAGCAUCUCUCGCAGUGAAACGAAGACUAGCCUGUGAGCAAGUCGAAAUAUGGGAUAAGGUAGUCCAAAAGCUAGGCUCAGUGCCCUUGGCGAAAGCACUGAGGGACAAGCAUGAACUCUUCGUGAAAUGGAAACUUAAUGAAGCUAAGGCGGCAGCCUAUUAUUACCACAGCCAAGUUCUCGAGGAGGGGUGUGAAGACAACGUACACGCACAGUCUUUAUCGUGCAUGAAAGCCUCACAUGCUUUUUUGAAAGGAAGUCAAAAAGCUCGAAAUGAGUUUGGCAACACGGAACCUCUUACAAAACUUCCCAUAGUGUGGGGUUCGAUGAAGUACCUCUCAAACAGAAUACCCAGGGAGACGUCGAGCAAAGGACGCAUUUUCAGAGAUAAUUACCUGAAUGAAAAAAUGCCACGGAGUCCACCAAAGUUGCCCGAGUUUCCGAUUGCAUUGGUAGUAGACCCAUUUUCCUUGCCUUCACUCGAUCCAGCUUGGAUGAAGGAGCGCGGAUACGAAGCAAGGACUUCCCUUACUCCAGCUGUACCAGUAUAUUAUACGCUAAAAGAUCAAAUCCAGCCACCAGUUCCGGAUUUGAGCGUGGUGGGACCUAUGCCACCGCCAGCAACAGUUACCGAUUUGCAUGCAUUGGUGUCUUUGACAUCCGUCUAUGAUGUAUGGUGGGAUGACGUGAAACGUGAAUAAUUUCGAAUAUUCAAGCAUUUGAAUUUUACGGGAGGCUUCAAGGGGAGUCUAUGAUCGGGAACGAGUCUGAAUAUUCAUGUUGUGAGCUUCUCGAAAUACCUCCGUGGAAGAACUCUUGUGUAGUUCGCACAAUCGGGGGGAAAUUGGAGUUCCAGAAGGAAUGCGACUACCAGCUCCAGAACGAAACAAGGUCACAUUAUUCCAAGUGUUCAUUGAUGACAAGUGUUGGAUCAAGGUUUGUGAGGCUGCUUCUCUAAACAUAAGGUGACUGGAUUUGCUGACUUUGUGAAGUACAAAUACAUCAUUGUGCUGUAAUCUACAUUCUUUGCAAUUGAACAAAGUUUGAUUUGCGUGAUUUUUGGUAGCUGUAUAGCUGGCUCCUUUAGAAACACCUCUUUCAACUUCUUUUAAGUUUAGUUAAUUGAAAAUAGUAUAUUAUUAAACGAUUGGAUCCGGGUGUUGGUUAGCUAGCUGUUGGAAGCUGUAAACGAGUAUUGAAGUAUUUACAGUAUUUACAGUAUAUUUGAAUGCUGACAUAUUGAUACCCUCAAAUUCAAAUUAUAACGUAUGGGAUUUUACGAGUAAUUUAGAGCUUUCUUAUUCUGUGACUCAAAAAGUAUAUGUUCCCAACCAAGAAGUACACCAACUUUUUAUAAAAUGAUUUCCAUUUGUCA